Molecule: messenger RNA, 8132 nt
Organism: Orycteropus afer afer
Lineage: Eukaryota; Metazoa; Chordata; Mammalia; Tubulidentata; Orycteropodidae
Gene: ACACA
Product: acetyl-CoA carboxylase alpha
Biological process (GO): fatty acid biosynthetic process
Molecular function (GO): acetyl-CoA carboxylase activity; ATP binding; metal ion binding
Source: RefSeq, a predicted model, not a curated record
ACGCCCCGCCCUCGGUCUCCGUUGCAGCAAAGGAAACAGGCCAAGGGACUGGGCCCAAGGACGGCGUGUAGUGGCCACUUCUCAAAUCCAAGUACAGGAGAGCCGCCCAUGGAUUAACGAGACUGAUUAAAGGCGUGAAUCAGGGCACGUUUUAUUCAGGUGUUGCUGGAAGGUCGAAAUUGUCUUCUCUGGAAAGAAUCAUCUCCUCUUUGGGUUUCAGAGGCCCAAAUUGAGGCACAAUGGUGAGAGAAUGUGGUGGUCCACUCUGAUGUCAAUCUUGAGGGCUAGUUCUUUUUGGAGGUGGAUAUCUGCUCAGACAAUAAGAAUUAUAAGAGUUCUGAGAGCUCAUUUUGAAGGAAUAAUGGAUGAGCCCUCUCCCUUGGCCAAACCUUUGGAGCUGAACCAGCACUCCCGAUUCAUAAUUGGUUCCGUGUCUGAAGAUAACUCAGAGGAUGAGAUCAGCAACCUGGUGAAGUUGGACCUGCUGGAAGAGAAGGAAGGCUCUCUGUCACCAGCUUCUGUUUGCUCAGAUACACUUUCUGAUUUGGGGCUCUCUAGCCUGCAGGAUGGGUUGGCCUUACACAUGAGGUCCAGCAUGUCUGGCAUGCACCUAGUUAAGCAAGGUCGAGACCGAAAGAAAAUAGACUCACAGCGAGAUUUCACCGUGGCUUCUCCAGCAGAAUUUGUUACUCGUUUUGGAGGCAAUAAAGUGAUUGAGAAGGUUCUUAUUGCCAACAAUGGCAUUGCAGCAGUGAAAUGCAUGAGGUCAAUUCGUCGGUGGUCUUAUGAGAUGUUUCGAAAUGAGCGUGCAAUCCGAUUUGUUGUCAUGGUCACACCUGAAGAUCUUAAAGCCAAUGCAGAAUACAUUAAGAUGGCAGAUCACUAUGUGCCAGUGCCUGGAGGACCAAACAACAACAACUAUGCAAAUGUGGAAUUAAUUCUUGAUAUCGCUAAAAGGAUCCCGGUACAAGCAGUGUGGGCUGGUUGGGGUCAUGCUUCUGAGAACCCCAAGCUUCCGGAACUUCUCUUGAAAAAUAGCAUUGCCUUCAUGGGUCCUCCGAGCCAGGCUAUGUGGGCUUUGGGGGAUAAAAUUGCAUCUUCUAUAGUAGCUCAAACUGCAGGAAUCCCAACUCUUCCCUGGAGUGGCAGUGGUCUCUGUGUGGACUGGCAGGAGAAUGAUUUUUCAAAACGUAUCUUAAAUGUUCCCCAGGAACUAUAUGAAAAAGGUUAUGUAAAGGAUGUAGAUGAUGGUCUGAAGGCAGCAGAAGAAGUAGGAUAUCCGGUAAUGAUCAAGGCCUCAGAAGGAGGAGGGGGGAAGGGAAUCAGAAAAGUCAACAAUGCAGAUGACUUCCCUAACCUCUUCAGACAGGUGCAAGCUGAAGUUCCUGGAUCACCUAUAUUUGUAAUGAGACUAGCCAAACAGUCUCGUCAUCUGGAGGUGCAGAUCCUAGCAGAUCAGUAUGGCAAUGCUAUCUCCUUGUUCGGUCGUGAUUGCUCUGUACAGCGCAGGCAUCAGAAGAUUAUUGAAGAGGCACCAGCUGCUAUUGCUACUCCAGCAGUAUUUGAACAUAUGGAACAGUGUGCGGUAAAACUUGCCAAAAUGGUUGGUUAUGUGAGUGCUGGCACUGUGGAAUACCUCUACAGCCAGGAUGGCAGCUUCUACUUUUUGGAACUGAACCCUCGGCUACAAGUGGAACACCCUUGUACAGAGAUGGUUGCUGAUGUCAACCUUCCUGCAGCACAACUCCAGAUUGCCAUGGGGAUACCUCUGUAUAGAAUCAAGGAUAUUCGUAUGAUGUAUGGAGUAUCUCCCUGGGGUCAUGCUCCCAUUGAUUUUGAAAAUUCUACUCAUGUUCCUUGCCCAAGAGGCCAUGUUAUUGCUGCUCGGAUCACUAGUGAAAAUCCAGAUGAGGGUUUUAAGCCCAGCUCAGGAACAGUUCAGGAAUUGAAUUUCCGCAGCAAUAAGAACGUGUGGGGUUAUUUCAGUGUUGCUGCUGCAGGCGGACUUCAUGAAUUUGCUGAUUCUCAAUUUGGUCACUGUUUUUCCUGGGGAGAAAACAGAGAGGAAGCAAUUUCAAACAUGGUAGUGGCUUUGAAGGAGCUGUCUAUUCGAGGUGAUUUCCGAACUACAGUUGAAUACCUGAUCAAAUUGUUGGAGACUGAAAGCUUUCAGUUGAAUAGAAUUGACACUGGUUGGCUGGACAGACUGAUAGCAGAAAAAGUACAGGCAGAGCGACCUGACACCAUGUUGGGAGUUGUAUGUGGAGCUCUGCAUGUGGCAGAUGUGAGCCUGCGGAAUAGUGUCUCUAACUUUCUUCACUCCUUAGAAAGGGGCCAGGUCCUUCCUGCACAUACACUUCUGAAUACAGUAGAUGUUGAACUCAUCUAUGAAGGAGUCAAGUAUGUACUUAAGGUGACUCGACAGUCCCCUAACUCCUACGUGGUGAUCAUGAAUGGCUCGUGUGUGGAAGUAGAUGUUCAUCGGCUAAGUGAUGGAGGAUUGCUCUUGUCUUAUGAUGGCAGUAGCUAUACCACAUACAUGAAGGAGGAAGUGGAUAGGUAUCGCAUCACGAUUGGCAAUAAAACCUGUGUAUUUGAGAAGGAAAAUGACCCAUCAGUGAUGCGCUCACCUUCUGCUGGGAAGCUGAUCCAGUAUAUUGUGGAGGAUGGAGGCCAUGUGUUUGCUGGCCAGUGCUAUGCUGAGAUUGAGGUAAUGAAGAUGGUGAUGACCUUAACAGCUGCAGAGUCUGGCUGUAUCCAUUAUGUCAAGCGGCCUGGAGCAGCUCUUGACCCUGGCUGUGUUAUAGCCAAAUUGCAAUUGGACAACCCCAGCAAGGUCCAGCAGGCUGAGCUUCACACUGGUAGUCUGCCACGGAUCCAGAGUACGGCACUUAGAGGCGAGAAGCUCCACCGAGUUUUCCACUAUGUCCUGGAUAAUCUGGUCAACGUAAUGAAUGGAUACUGCCUUCCAGAUCCUUUCUUUAGCUCCAGGGUAAAAAACUGGGUAGAGCGGUUGAUGAAGACCCUCAGAGAUCCCUCCCUGCCACUCCUAGAAUUGCAAGAUAUUAUGACCAGUGUCUCUGGCCGUAUUCCCCCUAAUGUGGAGAAGUCUAUCAAGAAGGAAAUGGCUCAAUAUGCUAGCAACAUUACAUCAGUCCUUUGUCAGUUUCCCAGCCAACAGAUUGCAAACAUCCUAGACAGCCAUGCAGCUACACUGAACCGAAAAUCAGAACGAGAAGUCUUCUUCAUGAACACUCAGAGCAUUGUACAACUGGUGCAGAGGUACCGAAGUGGCAUUCGGGGCCACAUGAAGGCUGUGGUGAUGGAUCUGCUUCGGCAGUACCUGCGUGUGGAGACUCAGUUCCAGAAUGGUCACUAUGACAAAUGUGUGUUCGCCCUACGAGAGGAGAACAAGAGCGACAUGAACACUGUACUGAACUACAUCUUCUCUCACGCUCAAGUCACCAAGAAGAAUCUUCUGGUCACAAUGCUUAUUGAUCAGUUGUGUGGCCGAGACCCUACUCUCACUGAUGAGCUACUGAAUAUCCUCACAGAACUAACUCAACUCAGUAAGACCACCAAUGCCAAAGUGGCACUUCGAGCACGUCAGGUUCUUAUUGCCUCGCAUUUGCCAUCAUAUGAGCUUCGCCAUAACCAAGUGGAGUCUAUCUUCCUAUCAGCUAUUGACAUGUAUGGACAUCAGUUUUGCAUUGAGAACUUGCAGAAACUCAUCUUAUCUGAAACAUCUAUUUUUGAUGUCCUGCCCAACUUCUUCUAUCACAGCAACCAGGUAGUGAGGAUGGCAGCUCUGGAGGUAUAUGUUCGAAGGGCUUAUAUCGCCUAUGAACUUAACAGCGUGCAACACCGCCAGCUUAAGGACAACACCUGUGUGGUGGAAUUUCAGUUCAUGCUGCCCACAUCUCAUCCAAACAGAGGGAACAUCCCCACGCUAAACAGAAUGUCCUUCUCAUCCAACCUCAACCACUAUGGCAUGACUCAUGUAGCUAGCGUCAGUGAUGUGCUCUUGGACAACUCAUUCACGCCACCAUGUCAGCGGAUGGGCGGGAUGGUCUCUUUUCGGACUUUUGAAGACUUUGUCAGGAUCUUUGAAGAAGUGAUGGGCUGUUUCUGUGACUCCCCACCCCAAAGCCCCACAUUCCCAGAGGCAGGUCACACAUCUCUAUAUGAUGAAGACAAGGUCCCCAGGGAUGAACCAAUUCACAUUCUGAAUGUGGCCAUCAAGACUGACUGUGACAUUGAGGAUGACAGACUGGCAGCUAUGUUCAGAGAGUUUACCCAGCAAAAUAAAGCUACCCUGGUUGAGCACGGAAUCCGGCGUCUUACUUUCCUGGUUGCACAAAAGGAUUUUAGGAAACAGGUCAACUAUGAGGUGGAUCAGAGAUUUCAUAGAGAAUUCCCUAAAUUUUUCACCUUCCGAGCAAGGGAUAAGUUUGAAGAGGACCGUAUCUAUCGUCACCUGGAGCCUGCCCUGGCUUUUCAGUUAGAACUGAACAGGAUGAGAAAUUUUGACCUCACUGCUAUCCCAUGUGCUAAUCACAAGAUGCAUCUGUACCUCGGAGCAGCCAAGGUGGAAGUGGGCACAGAAGUGACAGAUUACAGGUUCUUUGUGCGCGCAAUCAUCAGACAUUCCGACCUGGUCACCAAGGAAGCUUCUUUUGAAUAUCUACAAAAUGAAGGGGAGCGACUGCUCCUGGAAGCAAUGGAUGAGUUGGAAGUCGCUUUUAACAAUACAAAUGUUCGUACUGAUUGUAACCACAUCUUCCUCAACUUUGUGCCCACAGUCAUCAUGGACCCAUCAAAGAUUGAAGAAUCUGUACGGAGCAUGGUAAUGCGCUAUGGAAGUCGGCUGUGGAAAUUGCGCGUCCUCCAGGCAGAACUGAAAAUCAACAUUCGCCUGACACCAACUGGAAAAGCAAUUCCCAUCCGCCUCUUCCUGACAAACGAGUCUGGCUAUUACUUGGACAUCAGCCUGUACAAGGAAGUGACUGACUCCAGGACGGCGCAGAUCAUGUUUCAGGCAUAUGGAGACAAACAGGGACCACUGCAUGGAAUGUUAAUCAACACUCCAUAUGUGACCAAAGACCUGCUUCAAUCAAAGAGGUUCCAGGCACAAUCCUUAGGAACGACAUACAUAUAUGAUAUCCCAGAGAUGUUUCGGCAGUCCCUGAUCAAACUCUGGGAGUCUAUGUCCACUCAAGCAUUCCUUCCAUCACCACCACUGCCUUCUGACAUGCUGACAUACACUGAGCUGGUUUUGGAUGAUCAAGGUCAACUGGUCCACAUGAACAGGCUUCCAGGAGGCAAUGAGAUUGGCAUGGUAGCUUGGAAGAUGACCCUUAAAAGUCCUGAAUAUCCAGAAGGUCGCGAUAUCAUUGUUAUUGGCAAUGACAUCACAUAUCGAAUUGGGUCCUUUGGGCCCCAGGAGGAUUUGCUGUUUCUCAGAGCUUCUGAGCUUGCCAGGGCAGAAGGUAUCCCACGUAUCUAUGUAGCAGCCAACAGUGGGGCAAGAAUUGGGCUGGCAGAGGAAAUUCGUCACAUGUUUCACGUGGCCUGGGUAGAUCCUGAGGAUCCUUACAAGGGAUUCAAGUAUUUAUAUUUGACCCCUCAAGAUUAUAAGAGAGUCAGUGCUCUCAACUCUGUCUAUUGUGAACAUGUGGAGGAUGAAGGAGAAUCCAGGUACAAGAUAACAGAUAUUAUUGGGAAGGAAGAGGGACUUGGAGCAGAGAAUCUUCGAGGUUCUGGAAUGAUUGCUGGAGAAUCCUCAUUGGCCUACGAUGAGAUCAUCACCAUCAGCCUUGUGACAUGCCGAGCCAUUGGGAUUGGAGCUUACCUUGUCCGGCUGGGACAGAGAGCCAUCCAGGUUGAGAAUUCUCACUUAAUUCUGACAGGAGCUGGGGCCCUCAACAAAGUCCUCGGGCGGGAAGUAUACACCUCCAAUAACCAGCUUGGGGGCAUCCAGAUCAUGCACAACAAUGGGGUGACCCACAGCACAGUCUGUGAUGACUUUGAAGGAGUUUUCACUAUUCUCCAUUGGCUGUCUUACAUGCCGAAGAGCGUGCACAGUUCAGUUCCUCUCCUGAACUCCAAGGAUCCUAUAGAUAGAAUCAUCGAGUUUGUUCCCUCAAAGGCCCCAUAUGAUCCUCGAUGGAUGCUAGCCGGCCGUCCUCACCCAACCCAGAAAGGCCAGUGGUUGAGUGGGUUUUUUGACUAUGGAUCUUUCUCAGAGAUUAUGCAACCCUGGGCACAGACUGUGGUAGUUGGCAGAGCCAGGCUAGGAGGAAUACCUGUGGGUGUAGUUGCCGUAGAAACCCGAACAGUGGAACUAAGUAUCCCAGCUGAUCCUGCAAACCUGGAUUCUGAAGCCAAGAUAAUCCAGCAGGCUGGCCAGGUUUGGUUCCCAGACUCUGCAUUUAAGACUUACCAGGCUAUCAAAGAUUUCACCCGUGAAGGGCUGCCUCUGAUGGUCUUUGCCAACUGGAGAGGCUUCUCUGGUGGGAUGAAAGAUAUGUACGACCAAGUGCUGAAGUUCGGUGCUUACAUCGUGGACAGUUUACGCGAGUGCUCCCAGCCUGUACUGGUUUACAUUCCUCCCCAGGCCGAGCUGCGGGGCGGCUCCUGGGUUGUGAUUGACUCCACCAUCAACCCCCGGCACAUGGAGAUGUACGCUGACCGAGAGAGCAGGGGAUCGGUUCUGGAGCCAGAAGGGACAGUAGAAAUCAAAUUCCGCAAAAAGGAUUUGGUGAAAACCAUGCGUCGGGUGGACCCAGUCUACAUCCACUUGGCUGAGCGAUUGGGCACCCCAGAGCUAAGCCCAGCUGAGCGGAAGGAGUUGGAGAACAAGUUGAAGGAGCGGGAGGAAUUCCUAAUUCCCAUUUACCAUCAGGUAGCUGUGCAGUUUGCUGACUUGCAUGACACACCAGGCCGGAUGCAGGAGAAGGGUGUCAUUAAUGACAUCCUGGAUUGGAAAACAUCUCGUACGUUCUUCUACUGGCGUCUGAGGCGUCUCCUGCUAGAGGACCUGGUCAAGAAGAAAAUCCACAAUGCCAACCCUGAGCUGACUGAUGGCCAGAUCCAGGCCAUGUUGAGGCGCUGGUUCGUGGAGGUAGAAGGAACUGUGAAGGCCUACGUUUGGGACAAUAAUAAGGACCUGGUAGAAUGGCUGGAGAAACAGCUGACAGAGGAAGAUGGCGUUCGCUCAGUGAUAGAGGAAAACAUCAAAUAUAUCAGCAGAGACUAUGUCCUCAAGCAGAUCCGCAGCUUGGUACAGGCCAAUCCAGAGGUUGCCAUGGAUUCCAUCGUCCACAUGACCCAGCACAUCUCACCCACUCAGCGAGCAGAAAUUGUACGGAUCCUCUCGACAAUGGACUCCCCUUCGACGUAGGAGGAGAAGAGCUUCCUGUUCCCUCCCUGCCUCCAGAGAAGGGGCCACAGAUGCUUUUUAUGACUGAAACCACUGUAAUGAGAAGGCAGCAGAAGACCCAACACUGGAAUCAAAGUGGCAUUUUGCUUUUCCUCAAAUGUGUUCAGGUUACGCAUGAUACAUUCUGGGCUACAGGAUCACAAAGCCCCACUCCAGCCCACUGGUCCCACCUAUCCCAUUCAGUAUUUAUUAUCCUGGCUGUGGCUCUAGUCUGUCUCCCUGAACAAAACCUGAGAAGACAAUGAAGGGUACAAGCAUGUACCAUGAAGUCUUACUACACAGCCACAGGGCUGCCUCCCUGACAGCUGGUGGUCCCGCCAUGGGGAAGUGUGAGGAGUUGUCAGCAGUCCUGCCUAACUCCCAGCUCCAUGAGCCUGUGGCCACAGGGCAGCAGAGGAGGGCUGGGGACAUAGGCCCUGCACAGGUCUGAGAAGAGGAAGCCUCAUGUCAGUUGUUUCUUAACCUCUACAUUCAGCCCCGCUCACACUAGACACAGGUAGGGAAUCAGUCCCAGUUUAACCACAUUAGGAUACCUAUUCAUUAGGAAGGAAUUAGAGUAUGAAAUUUAUUGCAGGCUCCCUGAGAACUCACGAUGAGGGAAAAACCAUGAUCCAAGAAGCAAAAGACUUAAGUCAUUGUUCUUGACUGAGGGGCUGCAACCUCAGGUUAAAUUCUCUCAGAACAGAUGGAA